This is a messenger RNA of Vicia villosa (hairy vetch), 3534 nucleotides long. Its product is annotated as formin-like protein 3. The transcript is spliced from 6 exons. Gene Ontology annotation, molecular function: actin filament binding. Gene Ontology annotation, biological process: actin cytoskeleton organization; actin nucleation. NCBI's taxonomy places the organism in Eukaryota, Viridiplantae, Streptophyta, Magnoliopsida, Fabales, Fabaceae. The record is from RefSeq and is a predicted model, not a curated record. Bases 515 to 3361 code for a protein of 948 amino acids.
UUUCAAUGCAUCGUUGUUUUUCUCUCUCCUCUGAAGCUCCCUCCCAUUGUCACCCAGCACAUCAUACAAACUUUCGUAUCAUCCGUUUCUCAACGACACAAAUUCUUGCAUUGCGCUUUUGCAAUUUAAUAACAACAACAACCAAAAAAAAAACAUUAAACCCUCAACCUUAAGAUUCAAUUCAACCCUUGUUUUUGUUACUUACACCUUUGCAUGAAUUGGUUCUUUCUCUUCACGUAACGUUCGUGGUGGCGUUACGUUUGUAUUAUCAUCAAAAAAUAAAAAUAAUCAUCAUUUGUUCUUAAUCUCUCAUUAUUCAAUCAUAAUUGUAACGACAUUGUUGCAUAGAGAAUUUUGUGUUUCUGAGAUCCCCGUGGAAUUUUCAACCUUCGUGGGAUUUUGGAAAAAUUUAGUGAUUUGGAAGGUAAAGGGUUUUUCAGAAUUGGAAGGAACAUAGAAGUUCAAUGAAAUAUGAACAGGGAAUUAUUGGGUUGUGUUGGUGAAUAUAGAAACAAUGGAAUUGACAAGAAUCGGUUGUGCGGUUACUUAUGUCAUUCUUCUUUGUGCUUUGGCUCAUGGGGGCUCAGAAGGGAAAGAAGAUGACCUAUAUAGGAAUGGUCCUAUUUCCUCACCUUUCCUCAACCUUCAUGGAAAACAGGCGGAGAAUGUGAGAAAACAUUGCAGGAAAGAAUUGACAGAGAAGAACAAUGAUGUUAAAGACAUCAACUUGCAUCCAUUGGAAGGAAGCAGUGACAUGAGAUCUAUUCUUCCAACAGAAAACAACAUUCACAAAACAACCAAAUCAUUACCUCCCCAUAAGGAAAAAAAAGCAUUGGACUGCAUAAAAACAAGUGCUACUCCUCCAGCACCUAUUUCCGAAGAGAAAUUGUCUUCAAGAUUCUUGCUAACAAAACAUUCUAGAUCAACCUUGGCUUUAAAAAACGAUCAUCAUCGUUAUAAUCGUUAUCAUCGUCAUCAUCGCCAUCAUCGAACACAUUCAAUCGCAGAAACACCACUUGAUCAUAUAUCUCCAUUGUCACCAUUGUCACCGUUGUCACCAUUGUCACCAUUGUCACCGUUGUCACCAUUGUCACCAUUGCCACCAAUGUCUAGUGCUAAUAGUCCAUCCCCCGAGCAUUCACUGGCAGCGCCAAUUCAUCUUUCAACACCAACAAUUUCUUCAACACCAUCUCCUACUCCUGUUCCUGUUCCUAGUACAUCAUCACCUACUCCUGUUCCUGUUCCUAGUACACCAUCACCUACUCCUGUUCCUGUUCCUAGUAUACCAUCGCCUACUCCUGUUCCUAGUAUUUUUGAACAGUUACCACCGUCUCCGCAACAAUCUGCUCCUCCGUCUCAUAUAACAAGUGUUCCGAUAACUUCGCCGCGUUUACUUAACAAUACUGAGAAAAAGAAGAAAGCAAUUAUUUUAGCUGCAUCUGUAUCAGGAAUCAUAGUCUUGAUAGGAUUGUCGCUUUGCUAUCGUGAGGCCAAGACCGGUAAAGUGGAGAGAGGAGAUGACAACCAUUUGCUCAUAUUAACCUCAAAUGAUUAUUCUGGAGGUCCUCAAAAGAUUGUCCGAUUAGGAGAUGCUAAUACAGAAGAAUCUGGAUCCGGUGUUGUUAUUAAAAAAGGAAAGAACUCGUCUAAUGGAAGAAAUCGGUCCAUGAAGGCUGGAGAUAAUAACAAUAUCACACUGGCAGAAGCGUCAACAUCAGCAGAUGUGGGACAAGUAACAUCAACUUCUUCUGGAAUACCAGCCCCUCCGCCUCCUGGCCCACCGCCACCUCCUCCUCCACGGCCACCUGCUCUUGCAUUUCGUCCUCCACCGCCUCCAAAAUCCAGCCAUCCACCACCUGCUCCUCCUCCCAAACCAAUGGCUGGUAAAAACAAUGGUGUACCUCUUGGACCGCUAAAACAAGAAAGUUCUAGUGAAGGUGGUGCUUCAAAACCUAAACUAAAGCCGUUCUUUUGGGACAAGGUUAAUGCAAAACCUGAUCAAUCAAUGGUGUGGCAUGAGAUCAAUGCAGGGUCAUUUGUGUUCAAUGAAGAAAUGAUGGAGUCUUUGUUUGGUUGCGCCAACCAGAAUAAAAAUGAACGUAGAAAAGAUUCACCUUCUCUAGAUACUUCAGUGCAUUAUAUUCAGAUUAUUGACCCUAAGAAAGCACAGAAUUUAUCAAUUCUAUUACGUGCUCUGAAUGUGACAACAGUAGAAGUCAUUGAUGCACUAAACGAAGGUAACGAGAUUCCUGUGGAGCUUAUCCAAACAUUGUUGAAAAUGGCACCAACACAAGAAGAGGAACUGAAACUUAGGUUAUUCUCUGGAGAACUUUCUCAACUAGGUCCAGCUGAGAGGUUUCUCAAAGUACUGGUUGACAUUCCAUUCGCUUUCAAACGUCUCGAAUCUCUCAUGUUCAUGUUAAUUCUUCGAGAAGAGUUCUCAAGCAUCAAGGAAUCCUUUGAAACAUUAGAGGUUGCUUGCGACAAGCUGAGAAAAAGCAGGUUAUUCUUAAAACUACUAGAAGCAGUACUCAAAACUGGAAACCGAAUGAAUGACGGUACAUAUCGCGGUGGUGCUCAAGCAUUUAGGCUUGACACACUUUUAAAACUCUCAGACGUAAAAGGAACAGACGGAAAAACAACACUAUUACACUUUGUGGUUCAAGAAAUUAUACGUUCGGAAGGAAUAAGAGCAGUAAGAACCGAAAGAGCAAGCAGAAGCCUUUCAAGCGUAGGAACAGUGGAUGCAGAUUACGAAAAUGAAGAAUCAGAAGAACACUAUCGUAGCCUUGGACUUCAAGUAGUUUCAAGCUUAAACAAAGAACUUGAAGAUGUUAAAAAAGCAGCACUAAUAGACGGUGAUGCAUUGAGUAAAGCGGUUUCGAAAAUGGGCCAUUCGUUGGUUAAGAGCCGGGACUUUUUGAACAAUGAUCUUAAGAAUUUGGAAGAAGAGAGUGAGUUUCAAAUCUGUUUAGAGAAGUUUAUGGAACAUGCGAAAGGAGAGGUGACGUUGCUUGUUGAAGAAGAAAAGAGGAUAAUGGGAUUGGUUAAGAGUACAGCAGAUUAUUUCCAUGGGAAUGCAGGGAAAGAUGAAGGGCUGCGUUUGUUUUUGAUUGUGCGCGAUUUUUUGAUAAUAUUGGAUAAGGUUUGCAAGGAAGUGAAAGAAGCUACAUUGAAGGCUAUGAAGGCUUCUAGUAAGAAAGAGACUCCGUCACCGUCGGUGUCAGUUCCGUCUUCUCCAGAUACACGCCAACAGUCGCCACAGCCGCAGCAGCAGUCUUCUGAUCUACAUAGGCGAUUGUUUCCUGCUAUUGCGGGGCGGAGAGUGGAUUAUUCUAGCUCAGAUGAUGACGAUGAUUAGAAGGACGAGUUUAAGGAAUGAUGAUGAUUAUGAUGAGUUUUAUGUGACUGCUAAGCAAAGUUAAUGAAUAUAGAAGCUUAGCAUGAUAAUGAAUGUACUGUGUGAUAUAAAUUGCCUCUGAUUUCUGAAUUUAAGGAAGUGUACUAAUGUGUAUAUUUUACAAUGGUCUGUCA